Molecule: messenger RNA, 1320 nt
Organism: Thyridium curvatum
Lineage: Eukaryota; Fungi; Ascomycota; Sordariomycetes; Thyridiales; Thyridiaceae
Exons: 4
Coding region: 1-1320 (439 amino acids)
Source: RefSeq, a predicted model, not a curated record
AUGGGGCGCUCAGCCGGGGCUGCCAGCGCUGUCGUCAAAGAAAGGUCAAGAAAGCCCGCUUGUCUGAAAUGCGAGAAGCUGGGUAGCGAGUGCCCGGGCUACCGGGAUCUCAACAACUUUCUGUUUCGCGAUGAGUCCGGCCGGACUAUCCGGAGGGCCCGCAAAACGCGUCAAGUCCAGGACAUUGCCGAACAAGCAGCUCUCAUAUGCGCGGACGCAUACUCCUCCAAUUUGGGUCUUCAAGUACCGGAGCGCAGCUCAUCCCUCGUCUCUCCAGUCCUUGCUCUUGGACACCUCCCCUGCUCCCUCGUUCAACCCGCCACUGAGCUCGGGGCCUGCUUCUUCUUCACGAAAUAUGCCUUUCACGAGCCUCCCUUCUCUUUCGAUUAUCAUGACUGGCUCUCUCGAUGCUAUGUUGAUGGCAGCUCUCGCCAGGUCCUGCGCAAGGCAAUUGAAGCGGUCGGUAUGGCUGGCAUAUCCAAUGUCUCUCCCUCAUCGAGUAUUGCAUCCAAAGCUAGUAGGGGGUACUGCGAUGCCUUGGCGGCUAUCCACCAAGCCUUGAAUGACCCGGUCGAGGCAGUCUCAGAUGCGACCUUGAUGGCUGUUAUACUUCUCUGUCUGUACGAGACGAGCAACACGAGACAGCGUUGGCAGAGCCGUCAGGUCGCUAGUCCGGCGUCCAUCUCUGAGAUCUCUUUCCGGCUCGUCAACUUCUGGGCCGCUUUCAAAAACGGCGAGAUCCAGAAUCCCUUUGCUAUCCGUGCCACGGCCUUGGACUUAGACGAGGACAUGCGCGCCUGGAAAGCAGCUGUGCCAUCUAACUGGCUUUACUACAGUAUGAAGAGCAAUGUCGCUGACACGAGUCUCUUUGAUGGACAACAACACGUCUAUCGUACGUUAUGGACGGCAGAAGUCUGGAACAACUGGCGCAUCAUGCGGGUCCUGGCCAACCAGAUUCUCUUGCAGAAUGACCUACGGGUACCCUUGUUGACCCCAGGCGAGAAGUCGGCAAUUAUUUCCACUAUCCAGGAGUGCUCGGCAGACCUGUGCACUGCAUCUGCAGUCUUCAUGGGCACACCGAGAGCCAUCUCACUCAUCUCGCAGCUAUAUGUGGUUGCCAUGGAGAAGCAGAAUACCGAUAAGAUACGCCUAUUUGCUCUGGGACAACUGCGCAAGAUCGCCACUUCAAUGGGCAUUCGCCAGGCCGGGCUCCUGGCCGAGACUGUAUCGAAGAAUCUCCGUGGAGAGCCUGGAGGCUUCGACUAUGAGACCUCGCGAUACGCGAUUCCCUUGGUCAGCCUCGAAAAUGACGCAGAGUGA